Messenger RNA from Toxorhynchites rutilus septentrionalis, 3343 nucleotides. RefSeq names its product nucleolar MIF4G domain-containing protein 1 homolog. The record is from RefSeq and is a predicted model, not a curated record. Gene Ontology annotation, molecular function: RNA binding; protein binding. Gene Ontology annotation, biological process: ribosomal small subunit biogenesis. The transcript has 4 exons. Lineage: Eukaryota; Metazoa; Arthropoda; Insecta; Diptera; Culicidae. Gene Ontology annotation, cellular component: nucleolus. Bases 89 to 3310 code for a protein of 1073 amino acids.
GUCAACAAAGCACGUGUGCUGCUGUCAGCGAAUAUCAGUUUUGUUUUUCUCCUCGUUCUGUGUUGUGUUAGACCUAUCAGAAAUAGCAAUGAAAAUUCGACCACAGAAACACGCUCGUUUGGGCUUCUCCGGUAAAUCAAAAAAAGAACGUCGUUCGAACCAGCCAAAAACCCGAAAGGAAAUUCGCAAGGAGAAGCGGCAACAGAAGAAAAUUAAUCGAUUCGCCUAUCACAGCAGAAAAAAGAGCGACCGGUAUCAGCAUGGUAGCGAGCAGAACAACGAAGACGAGAUACAGAAGAAGCAAAAACGGGCCCCUAAGAGAGACAGCGAUGAGGAGGAUGACGAGGAAAUGGACGAGUUUGAGGAUGAGGAAAUUGAAUCCGAUGCUGCUGAUGAUGAGCCGUACGAGGAAGAACCCAAGGAACAACCGACUGUUGGUGGAAUGAAAAGUCAGUUGGAGCAGGAACGCGAGGAAGAAUUGCGCGAGCUUCAGAAGUACGAGCGGGGUCUGAAGGAUAAGCGAAUUUCACAGCUGCAGGCAGCAAACGAGGAGGAUGAACUGAUCAUUCGCAAAUAUGAGAAAUUGCUGAAAAUAAACCGAAGAAAGGAUAAGUCCGGCGUGCCGAAGAGUUUCAACGAUGGUUUGGAUUAUGCGCUCGAGCUCUGCACGGAGGAUAAUGUUAGGAAGAUGUAUGAAGCCGCCAAAGAGGCGGCAGAGAUUGAGCAGAACUCCGAAGAUGAAUUUGCGGAUGACGUGGAGGAAGCGCUGGGUACGAAGAAGGGCAGGAAGGAAGCUGGUAAGCAGCGGAAGAAAAAAGCAAAAAGGUCCCAGCAGGAAGUGGAUAAAAAGAAAAUGGAGCAGCUGAAGGAGAUUGAAAAGAAAUAUCUAGGUGAUGACGAGGUGGAUAGCCUGGACGGUUUCGAUUCCGAGCUGGAGAUAGAGUUGGAUGACAACGCACAGGAAGAUUAUUCAGAGAACGAUGAAUUGUAUGAAUCAGAGGAGGAUGAGCUUGUCUCGGAAAACGAGAUAAAGCUAAAAAAAAGUAACAAAUCGAAAAAAGUCGAUAAAAAGAAGAAUUCCAAAAGCAAAACUUCGGACAAGAAAAAUAAACGAAAGGAAAUAACGGAACCAGAAUCCGAUCCUGAAGAAGAUUCUGAGUUUGAAGAAGAUGUUUUUGGAGGGAGUGAUAGUGACGAAUUUGCUGCGGAAGAGAAUAAGAAAGCUCAUAAAAAAAGCUCCAAGAAAGUAACGUUUGCCGAUAAGAAAGGCAAUGGUACAAGUAAAUCUUCGAAAAUAAAGGAAAAGAAACAAAGAAAGGAUUUCGAUUCUGAUCCUGAAGAAGAUUCCGAGUUCGAUGAGGAUGUUUUCGGAGGGGACGAUAGUGACGAGUUUGUCACUGAAGACAAUGAGGAAACCCUUGAAAAUAGUUCAAGGAAAGUGAAGUUCGUUAAAAAUGAAAGCAAAAGCGAAUCAGAAUUUUCGAGAAACAAGAAAAAGAAACGAAAGGAGGAUCCCGAAUCAGACCCCGAAGAAGAUUCUGAGUUUGAUGAAGAUGUUUUUGGGGGCGACGAAUCAGAUUCAGAUGGUUCAGGGUCGGAUGCCGAAGGCGUUGAAGAUAAAGCAGAAGAAUCAAAACAACCCAACGAUGUGUGGGAAGAUAUUUAUGGCCGCAAACGGGAUAAACAAGGAAAUGUUAUCAUAGAGAAGUCAACCAGUGGCAAGUAUGUACCUCCUCACCUGAGAGCUCGCAUGGAAGCCGGCCAAAGCAAUGACCCUAAAAAACAGGAAAAGUUACUCAGACUGAAGCGUCAACUCAAGGGUCAGAUAAACCGUUUGGCAGAAUCUAAUGUUCAUAGAAUUUCCAUUGAAAUGGACAACUUGUAUAUGCAGAAUGCGCGUUUCGAUAUGAACAGCACUGUGACAAGUUUGGUGUUGGAAGCACUUGUAUCCCCCUCACUCGCUCCGGACAGAAUGGUUCUGGAACACAUGUUGCUGAUAACCAUUCUUCACGCUAACGUUGGAUCCGAAGUGGGCAGUCAUUUCUUAGAAACCGUCGUUCAAAGAUUCGAUUCGUUGCUCGAGCGAAUUGAUUCCUUUGAUGUGGAGGAUAAAACCUUGGAUAACUGUGUACUGAUCCUGUGUCAUAUGUAUACGUUCCAAAUUUUCAAAAACAAAUUGGUCUACGAUGUCAUCGAUCAAUUACUCGCCAAGUUUAAUGAGAAAUCCGUGGAAUGCAUAUUGUUGGUGCUACGCUCGAUUGGCUUUGUGCUUCGGAAGGACGAUCCACUGGCACUGAAGGAAAUGAUCCAGAAAGUACAAAAGCGGGCGGCCGAGGCUCCGGCGGAACUGAAAAGCGACACGCGCGUUAAAUUUAUGUUAGAUACCUUGCUGGCCGUGAAAAAUAACAAUAUGAACAAGAUUCCACAGUACGAUUCCACGCUGGUGGAACACUUUCGUAAAAUUCUCAAAGGUAUGAUCACCAGCGGCAAGUACGUGAGCAGCUUGAACAUUGGGCUGGACGAUCUGCUCAACGUGGAUGAACGCGGGAAAUGGUGGUUGGUUGGUUCCGCGUGGCACGGCAACAAGGAUGGGAAGGAGGGUGGUAGGAAUUCUGCCUCCAGCGAACAGCCGGGUGGUUUCAGUCAACAACUGCUGGAUCUAGCUCGCAAACAGAGGAUGAACACCGAUGACAAACGGAACGUUUUCUGUGCGAUAAUGAGUGCCGAAGAUUAUCUGGAUGCCUUCGAUAAGAUUCUCCGAUUGGCCAUCAAGGACCAGCGAGUGGUGGUUUCGGUCAUCAUUCAUUGCUGCUUGUCGGAAAAGGACUACAAUCCUUACUACAGCGUGCUGUCGCAGAAGUUCUGCGAGUACGAUAGACGCUAUCAGUUGGCCGCACAGUUCGCCAUCUGGGAUCGACUGAAGGAAAUUCACUCCCUCAAGCAAGUCCCAGCGAAGAAUCUGGCCAAACUUUUAACUCACCUCAUCGGAGAAGGGGGCCUAGCUUUAUCGGUGCUGAAGGUAAUCGAAUUCGCCGAAAUUGACAAAGUGACGCUGCGAUUUGUGCGGCAAAUUAUGUUGGGACUUUUGCUUUUGGAGGAGGAAAAUAAAUGUCUUCAGGUGUUUAACCGAAUUGCCCCCAGCUUGAAACUGAAAGAAUUCAAGGAUAGUUUACGGCUAUUCCUGCAUCAUUUUCUGCUCAAAGGAAGCGACAAAUCGAACGUUCCCGAGGAGCAAUUGCAGCUGUUACAACAGAGGAUAAAGAUGGCCGAACAUAUGCUGCAUACUUCCGAUUCGAGGGUAUUAUUCUGAUUGGAAGUGAGUAAUAAAUAUAAUUUAAACCGA